ACCAUCCUUUAAGUGUUUUCUGGUUUCUAGAGAAAUUUCUAGAGAUAUAUCCUCAGUAUUCAGUCUCGGCAGCUUGUGGAAACAAGUUUUAAAAAAAUAUUUUCAAAUUACAAAUAGUAGAAAAUCACUGAAAAAGUGUGUCCCUGAAAAAUAAAAUCAAGGAAAAAUAGCUUGGAGUAUCAAGAUAAAUAUUUUCAGAUUUAAAAUCGUAGAAAACUCAUAAUGGAUACUCAGGAAAGUAUUGAAAGUUUUGCCGAUCUGAUUUGCUGCAAGAGCCGCUCCAAGGAGCUGCAGCUCCCGGAGGUGAAACGCAUCAAGGACAUACGCGAGUUCAUGGCCAACAAGAAGAGUACCAAGGGCGGCUUCGAUGGGUUAAUAGAUCGCAUGAACGCCAAUUUCAGUCAAUGCGAUGAUGUCUUGAAAGUGUUAAAGGAAAAGCUUAACUUGAAACUAGCUUCACUCCGCAAAGUUAAGCAGGAUAUGAUGGAGUUGAACCGUGAUUUGAAGACGAACGGUGCCACCAAGAAGUACGUCACCGAGAAGACCAAGAUUACUGUCCGUUUCAUGGACGAAGUGGACGUCCUCCAGCUAGAUAUUCCUUCUUCCCUGGAGCGUUAUAACAAUAAAAUAGACUCCUUGUUCAAUGAGAUCCUAGGUCUGGAUGGAGACAUCGACUAUGUCAACUUCUUGACGGGAAUAGCCCGGUUGAAUGUCAACUAUGUCCAGGAAUGGAUCAAGAUGGAACAGGCCGCUUCCGCCCAAGCCAACGAAACAGAACUGGAAAGUGAUUCCUCGGAAUCCCUUUAAAAAUAAGUUUCAUAUACCUUUUAGUUUUCUUCUGACAAUCUGAUGUUUUAAAAAUACGAAAUAGAAUUCCACUUUUCAUCCGUGUUAAAA
Messenger RNA from Drosophila ananassae, 897 nucleotides. RefSeq lists its product as uncharacterized. Lineage: Eukaryota; Metazoa; Arthropoda; Insecta; Diptera; Drosophilidae. The transcript has a single exon. The coding region runs from base 223 to 807 and encodes 194 amino acids. The record is from RefSeq and is a predicted model, not a curated record.